GAAUUAAUAUAAGUUUUGUGCAUUAAUUAUAGGCUGGUGAUCGAUCUUACCUCAUUCGUCAUACGGGCAAUUUAGUGUGAUACCAUCCACUUUACCAGCCGUAUCUCGUCGAAGCGGGCUUGUCUAGUGUUCUGCCACUAGCCUCUCUUACCGGUGAUCCGGGUUUGAUUACUGCGCUCGUAGAGCGUUGGCGACCCGAGACAUCGACCUUCCACAUGUCGUUCGGUGAGGUGACGAUCAUCCUAGAGGACGUUGCGACACUGACCGGUCUAGCGAUCGACGGUGAAACCGACGUAGUAGACAUACCAGACGAGGACUGGUCAGCUAUGUGUCUUCGACUGUUAGGAUGGGCUCCUACUGAUCUUGGCGGCGACGUCAUCCGGAUUGCUUGGCUCAGGGAGACUUUCGAUGAGCUACCGCUUUCUGCAUCACCCCAGACGACAGAGAAGUUUGCAAGAGCGUAUGCGCUGUCUCUGAUGGGAGGUGUCUUGUUCUCCGAUCGGUCUGGAGGUUCAGUUCACCUGCAGUACCUACUUUUGGUGGAGGAUUGGCGCAAAGCGGGGAGGUUUGCUUGGGGAGCAGCUGUGCUAUCCUACUUGUACCGUGAGAUGGGUAGAUUUGCGCUGCAAAUGACAGCAUCUUCUUCACUAGGUGGUGACUUUGGUGGAUGGUCCGCCUUGCUGAUGAUUUGGACGUGGGAGCGGUUUCCUCAUACAUCACCACUACAUGCAGAGACGGGUGCGCAGAUUACUAUGGACGCGGUGCCACGUGGCCUUCGAUGGCUUCCGGCCCACACCCGGCAGCAUGGAGAUCAGUUCUACCUGUACAAGCUGUGGUUUGACGAGUAAACGACAUUCAUGGUUAAUAUAUAACAUUUCGUUUU
This is a messenger RNA of Linum trigynum, 883 nucleotides long. The record is from the annotation of a GenBank genome assembly. Lineage: Eukaryota; Viridiplantae; Streptophyta; Magnoliopsida; Malpighiales; Linaceae.